AUGAAGGAAUUAUUGUCCAAACUUUCAGAGUCAGCCAAGCAAGCCAACUCAAAGUUCAGAAAAGUCAAAGAACAAAUCACUGAGAUCAACGACACACAAGUUGCAUUGGACCAAGAACAGGAGACAAGAUUACAAAGUCCUGAGACACAGCUGCAGAAAUUAUCAACGGAACAAAACAGAACGAAGGCAGAGAUGGAAUCUCAGACAGAACUGACAGAGAAACAGCUGCAGAAGUUAUCUACGGCACAAGACAGAAUGAAAGAAGAGAUGGAAUCCCAGGCCGAACUGACAGAGAAACAGCUGCAGAAGUUAUCUACGGCACAAGACAGAAUGAAAGAAGAGAUGGAAUCCCAGACAGAACUGACAGAGAAACUGGUUUACGUACCUGAUCAGCUAAAGUCUGUGAAAGAAAAGCUCGAUGUAUUCGAUGCUAGAAUUGGUAGAAUCAUGGAUGACUGCAGCAACAAGCAUCAGGAUAUAGAACAUGUAACACGUGACCUGGCAGACAAGGUCAUGGCUAACACAGAAUCUCUCAAAGUCAUAUCUGCAGAUCAAGAUCAGAGAACGACAUUGUUGAGAGAACUGGAGACAAGAAUACAGACAUUGGAAGCAGACAGUGGGAGAAAUGUGGAAGAUGUCCGGAAACAGGUUAAGAAAGGGGAGACAAAUUUCCAGAUCAUGUGUCAGAUGUUAAACGAUCGAGUGACUCCACUAGAACAACUUAGAACUUGUCUCAAUGACAAAACCAGCACGCGAGAUGAGAAUAUCAAGCAGCUGACGCAGGUAAUCCAGGAGGUAGCAGUUAUGUCCCCGAGAAUACAACAAUUAGAUCGAUCCACUUGCUUUCUUGUGAAGUCGGUGGUAAUGUUUACUGUACAGCCAAGCGCAGUAACAUAG
Candidula unifasciata is the source of this 897-nucleotide messenger RNA. Lineage: Eukaryota; Metazoa; Mollusca; Gastropoda; Stylommatophora; Geomitridae. The record is from the annotation of a GenBank genome assembly.